This is a messenger RNA of Peronospora matthiolae, 465 nucleotides long. Lineage: Eukaryota; Oomycota; Peronosporomycetes; Peronosporales; Peronosporaceae. The record is from the annotation of a GenBank genome assembly.
AUGCGAGAGCAUAAUCUGUUCGAAAACCUCAAGAAGUGUAUAUUCGCAGCGAACGAAAUACCACUUCUUGGCUGCAUCGUGGGUAAAAAUGGCGUACGCCCUGAUCCAGAAAAGAUCAAGGCGAUUAGCGGCUGGCCUGUGCCAGUCGACGUCAAGGAACUUCGAAAAAUCCUUGGCUUGGCGGCGUACUUGCACAAGUACUCGCACAACUACGCCGAGAUGACCGUACAUCUCUUCCGUCUAUUAAAGAAAAACGAGAGGUGGUCAUGGAGCGCUGAGUGUCAGCACUCUUCUGAAGGCAUCAAGAAAAGCUUGAUACAAGUGCCUGUGUUGGCGAUUGCGGAACAAGACAGACCAUUCCAUGUGGUCUGUGACGCCAGCGAUUUUGCAAUUGGCUGCACGUUAAUGCAGCACGACUCAGACGGCGUUGAAGGCGUCGUCUGUUAUCAAUCGCGUCAGCUGUAA